This is a messenger RNA of Hippocampus comes (tiger tail seahorse), 1892 nucleotides long. It is a transcript of the gene spg21, whose product is annotated as SPG21 abhydrolase domain containing, maspardin. NCBI's taxonomy places the organism in Eukaryota, Metazoa, Chordata, Actinopteri, Syngnathiformes, Syngnathidae. The record is from RefSeq and is a predicted model, not a curated record. Gene Ontology annotation, molecular function: CD4 receptor binding. The coding region runs from base 90 to 1058 and encodes 322 amino acids. Gene Ontology annotation, cellular component: trans-Golgi network transport vesicle; cytosol. The transcript is spliced from 9 exons.
GACAUAAAGCACGAUGUUGUUUGCGGAAGCUAUGGCGGAAGCUGACAAAUUCAAGUCAUGUGACGAAGUGGGCGACUAAACUGUUUGAAAUGGACGCGUUAGCGAACACCCGCAACCAAACGAUGGAAGAAAUCAAAGAUUCUCCAGACUAUAACUGGUUUAGAAGCACAGUUCCCCUGAAAAGAAUUAUUGUUGAUGAUGAUGACAGCAAAGUGUGGUCCUUGUAUGAUGCCGGCCCGAAGAGCGUCAGGUGCCCCAUCAUGUUCCUUCCGCCUGUCAGUGGAACCGCAGAGGUGUUCUUCCAACAGAUGUUGGCUUUGACGGGCUGGGGCUACAGGGUGAUAUCUCUUCAGUAUCCAGUGUACUGGGAUCUAAUGGAGUUCUGUGAUGGAUUUCGGAAACUUCUCGAUCAUCUGCAGUUAGAUAAAGUUCAUCUUUUCGGUGCAUCCUUGGGUGGCUUCCUGGCCCAGAAGUUUGCAGAGUUCUCAUGCAAGUCCCCCAGGGUGCACUCUUUGAUACUGUGUAAUUCAUUCAGCGAUACUUCCAUCUUUAACCAGACAUGGACAGCGAACAGUUUUUGGUUGAUUCCAGCUUUCAUGUUGAAGAAGAUUGUUCUAGGGAACUUUGCAAAAGGACCCGUCGACCCAGAAAUGGCUGGCGCGAUCGACUUCAUGGUUGACAGGCUGGAGAGCCUAAACCAGAGAGAGCUGGCAUCCAGGUUAACGCUAAACUGCCAGAACUCUUACGUGGAGCCACACAAAAUCAAGGAUGUUGCUGUGACUCUUAUUGAUGUUUUUGAUCAGAGUGCGUUGUCUUUAGAAGCAAAAGAAGAGAUGUAUAAAUUGUUUCCAAAUGCCAAACGAGCUCAUCUGAAAACUGGCGGAAACUUCCCUUACCUUUGCCGAAGUGCCGAUGUGAACCUCUACAUCCAGAUUCAUUUGCGGCAGUUCCACGGAACGCGGUAUGCUGCCAUCGACCCGGCAAUGGUGAGUGAGGAGGAACUGGAGGUCCAGGAGUGCCACCUGAAAACGUGCCAAGAGUCUGACGAGGAGCAGUGAUGAGCAUUUUGAAGCUCUGCCAAAAUGUCACUGAAGCUUUUUGAUUAAAAAAAUGACAUUGAUAAAGUUUUGUUUAUUUUGUCCGUAUAAAAUGUCAGUCAUCAAGGGCAUUGUAAUCUGCAAAUGUUGAUUUAGGCGACUGGACUGCUCUUGGUUGUUGAUGUUUCACCUUGUACCCAAAGGCUACAAUUCAAUUUGUUUGCUGCGAAGUUCCCACAUGUACAAUGCUCUGAACGUAUUCCCCCCUUCCUGAUGUGUUUAUUUUUUGCAGUCCGCUCUCCGAAACCUCAUUCAUGUAUAUCACAAUUUUUCCCCCCCAAAAUCUAAACGAUUGUUCAGUACCGCAGGUUUUUUUUUUUUUUUUACGAAUUAUUGAUAUUAAGUUUUGAAAAUGGCUUGCUUGCUUUAAUGAUGUACUUUAAUGUGAAUGGUUGUACAAACAUGCCGUUUUUGGGGUCUUAUGAAAAGUGACAAUUUUGGAGGUAUGAGGAGGGCACUGACAUUUGUGACACUUACUGUAUUUUAUAUUUAUAUUUUUGGAUCAUUGGGCUAAUUCCUUUUUCUCCCAACACAACCCAAUUAAAUACAACAUUUCUAAUGGACGAGUUUACAUCGGGAGUUAACUGUAAUUUAUCACCGUUUUUGGAAAGCAGUUCAAUUUCACUGUUCACACCCAGGCCCGAUGACCAAGACAUUUAUUAAAAAUCACUUUGCUCACACGACGUGGUUGAUGACAGUCGAAGCCUCGAAACCGGCUGUACCACGUGACCGGUUCAGGGAGCGGAUCGUGAAGUUCAGUUGGAAAAACUGUCUAUUUUGAAUAAAAAUGAAUAC